AUGCAGCAAUCCUCUAGCGUUCCAGUUGCAGACUCCUGGGAAGACGACGAGGUGGAGUUCGAUCUCCAAGCUGGUGCCGCGAUCGACAGUCGCACCCGACAACAACAACAGCAGGAGCAACUGGAACAGGCACGAAAAGCUGCAGCGGCGAAGCGAUCCGACCCGGACUUUGAUCCCACGCUCGUCGCAAAACUCGCUGAGCGCAAACACAAGGAACAAGAGCAGUUAGAGAGGCAGCGCAUUCUGCAGGCCGAGCUUGACGCGUUGCCCGAAACCGCUCGCAAGCUCCGACUGCAAAAGUUAACUGAAGAAGCGGACCUCCAGUACGCCAGCGAGUGGCUUGGAGGAUGCACCUCCAGCGCUUCGGCGACUGCGUCCGCCACACCGGUGGAUAGUUUCUCGCUGGACAGCACCCAGCCGCGCACAAAGGCAGACUUCGAGCGCUUCGCACAGGCGCUGGUAGACCGGCUCUGUACGCUGCGGCGCGGUGCAAAGACUCCCAGGUCGUACAUUUUGUUUCUCAAGGACGUUCUCCAUGGACUUUUCGUCACCAGUGAUGUUCUAAGUCUGGCCGAGGUUUGUGAGCUGGCUGACUACGUGCACGAGACCCUGAAAAGCGAGCGCGAACUACGUGAACGAAGCGGUGUCGCUUCAGGUGCUGGUGGCGGAGCUGGUAGCGCUGCAGCUGGCGCAAGCACAGCGAGCCAUACCGCGCAUAGUAGAGGUGCCAGAAAAGCCUCCAUCAGGGUGGAGCGCGGGGAUGAUUUUGAGGCAUUUGCCGUCAGAGGUUCCCGGCACGGAGCGAGCGCUAUCGCGGAACGCUUACCAGACGAUGAAGAGGAUUUCAUGUGA
This is a messenger RNA of Cyanidioschyzon merolae strain 10D, 852 nucleotides long. RefSeq names its product probable eukaryotic translation initiation factor eIF-3 subunit J. NCBI's taxonomy places the organism in Eukaryota, Rhodophyta, Bangiophyceae, Cyanidiales, Cyanidiaceae. The record is from RefSeq and is a predicted model, not a curated record. Gene Ontology annotation, cellular component: cytoplasm; eukaryotic translation initiation factor 3 complex. Bases 1 to 852 code for a protein of 283 amino acids. Gene Ontology annotation, molecular function: translation initiation factor activity. The transcript has a single exon.